UUCGUUUUCGCGAAAGUCCCGUUCGCACGCCAAGAAUGAUCGGACGAACGUCGUUAGUGGAACAAAAGAGGAUCCAAUGGGCGAGGGAGAAAGAAGAAAUGGCGCGUCUCGGCGGAAGUUGGGGACUUUUGAAAAAUAACGUCAAUAUCCGCACCCAUAUCCGCAGCUAUCCAGUCGACGCAAGAAUGCCCUUGGCGGAAACGAAGGACAAGUCCUCGAAACCUUUCCGUGCCAGCGGCCAUUACGGAAGUACCGUCAGCCUGAAGAGUCUCGCGGCCGAGAGUUCCGGAAACAGUGUCACGAGUCUAAAGUGUCUCGACUGCAAUGGUGGUAGCUUGAUAAAUCUACACGAACAACCGGAUGUGUCGCAAAUCAGGCACAGAAGUCCGAGCCUGCCGCCGAUUUACAGCAAGGAUCAGCAACAAUAUCUCUCUCAGAGUCAACAACGAGACUACGGCGUCGACGGAUUGUGUUACCAGUCGGAGAAGCUUCAACGGAAACAUGAUCAUCGAUCGUACGAUCGUGACGAAAACUCCGAAAAAAAUCAUUACGGUUCGCAAAGCGAAGAACGCGAGGGAGAGACGUCCGGUUACGCGAGCGAUUCUGUAGACGUUCCCGUAUUAUCUACAGGAACAUUGUUACCCGGUUGUAAGCCGCCAGGAGGAAAUAUGAUUGAGAAGACUUGGCAGAAUCCAUACUACAACACAACACCCGAAAGUUCGUUACCACCGUCGAGGAGAUUAUCGGAUGGCAGGAUAGGCGAGCUUAGGCCAAGGUGGGGCAGUGUCUGGGGUCAGGAGAUGACACGAGGAGAUCCACCUGCGCCUUCUUGGCUUUCGAGAUUAGGCCAUUCGAGUCAGGUAUUAGUCAUUAAUCACGAAAGUGCAAGCAGUUCGGACAGUUCGACGGUAGGCACAAUUGGGUCUGACAACACCAAAACAUAUCUUCGUGGUCAGAACAUUCACGUCGAUGCAGAUAUUCUUCAAGAACGAGAAGCGAGAAGACAAAAAGCUCUGGUGCUUCAAGAUGCGAUUAAGAAGCAACUCGAAGAGAAAGGUCGCCAGAGGAAAGAAGAAAAAGAGAGAAAAUUGAGAGAAGAACGCUUGGAGGAAGAACGAAUUGAACGCGAAAGGGAAAAAGAAAAAGAAAGACUCGAGGAAGAACAACAAAGGCUGAAGGAGAGGGAAGCCGCGAAAUUUCGUCAAGCGGAAACGAUGCGCGAGGUUAUAGAAGCUGCAGAGCGUUUGGCCAAAGAGCAAAAGAGGAAAUGUCGCAAACGCGAGGAGACAGACGAAGAAACUGCUGUUACUUCUUCCAGAAACUGCGAAUCUAUAAUUUCGAACGCGAGCCAGUCAAAUCAGAACUGUCCAAGCGAGAGAACUCGACAGAAUCUAACUUUCAAUGCCAACACUCAACACACUGAAAAGGAAAAGGAGAUUUCAAGCGAAAGAGAGAGUAACGACGAAAAGAAAAUCUUGAACGUUUCGGAAAAAACGUUAGCGGACACGAACGAGACGACAGCCAUUCAAGUUCCUAUUAGCAAAGACGUGGCUAUCGUGUUGAGCGGCAGGCUCGAAGAUUCGGAGUUGUUGAAUAAUGCGAAUCUGCAGUUGGUAAACCUGGUACUGACGCCAACACCACGAAAAUUGGAGAACAACUCGAGCAAUCUAGCUGUAGGGUUGAACAGUUUCGUGCACAAUAUGGGAAGUAUAAAUUUCACGUCGACCCAAUCGCGGAUUCCAUCGACAAUUGUGGAGAACAGAUUACUCACGCCUAGUAAAUACAGAUUGACGAACGGCCGUGAUUUCGGCACACAGACCGACGUAGAGAACGAUUUCCAUGAUUCCCGCGAAGAUUUGCAGGACAUGACGCUGAAGAACGUCUCUAUGAAGGACCGCAAGGACGCGACGAAUGCUAGUAAAAGGGACAUUGAAAAUUCGACAAACGUCGGUUCGUCAGAAGUUCCUGUAAAAACUUUUCUUCGAUCAAAAUCACAACCUAGGACAAGUAUUAAUUCGAGGCCGCAAUGGAACGCUAAUCGACCUGGAACUCGAUAUCGUACGCAGAGCGAAAAAGAUCCUCAUUAUCAGCGACGGUUACGAAUGAGGAGACGCCAAGUUGAAUCCAGCGAUGAAAGAUCGAGAUCACCGUCACCCGACAGAAGGAAACUCAUAAACGUCAAAUCAAAAAUACGAACCACAAAUAGACGAAAAGUAAAAGUGGACAGUUACGACGCAGAUCUGUCAAUGGACAGCUUAAAUUCCAUUAUACCUCUGCGAAUUGAUAAAAAUGGACGGAUAGCUAUCGAGGACAAUAGACUGGAACAAAUGGACAAGGCUCGAUCUAUGAAUGGUCGCGUUGACGAUGCUGAUAACGUCAGACAAUCAGAAAACGAGAAUUCCAAUGUUUGGUGCGGACAAGAGAUUCUGUCCAAGUUGUCCACGUUGAAAAAUGGACUGCUGAUGAAACAAAUGGAAUGGGAUUCCGAGAGAUGCUUGGUCUCCCCCGCUGCGUCUGAAAUCUUUUAA
Molecule: messenger RNA, 2528 nt
Organism: Dufourea novaeangliae
Lineage: Eukaryota; Metazoa; Arthropoda; Insecta; Hymenoptera; Halictidae
Exons: 11
Coding region: 36-2528 (830 amino acids)
Biological process (GO): cilium assembly
Cellular component (GO): cilium; microtubule
Molecular function (GO): microtubule binding
Source: RefSeq, a predicted model, not a curated record